Molecule: messenger RNA, 1435 nt
Organism: Telopea speciosissima
Lineage: Eukaryota; Viridiplantae; Streptophyta; Magnoliopsida; Proteales; Proteaceae
Product: serine carboxypeptidase-like 51
Exons: 14
Coding region: 31-1416 (461 amino acids)
Biological process (GO): proteolysis
Molecular function (GO): serine-type carboxypeptidase activity
Source: RefSeq, a predicted model, not a curated record
GUGGAUUUCAUUCUUUUUGUCCAUUAGAAGAUGUUGAAAUUCUCUUUUCUUGUACCUCUUCUUCUCAUCUCUGUUCUGGUUUUCCUCCCUCUGUUUCAUGGAGGAAUAGCCUUUGCUGCUGGAACCCCGGACGCAUCAGAGCAAUGGGGCUACGUUCAGGUCAGACCCAAAGCCCAUAUGUUCUGGUGGCUUUAUAAAAGUCCAAACAGGGUUGUAAAUCCUUCCAAGCCAUGGCCAAUUAUCCUUUGGUUGCAGGGUGGACCUGGCGCUUCAGGUGUUGCGAUUGGGAACUUUCAAGAGGUUGGUCCAUUGGACAUGGAUUUGAAUCCUCGGAAUUCAACUUGGCUUCAACUAGCUGAUCUCUUGUUCGUGGAUAACCCAGUUGGGACAGGAUUCAGUUUUGUGGAAGAUAAAGCACAGCUGGUGAAGACCGAUGAAGAGGCAGCAACUGAUUUAACUACCUUGCUGAAGGAGCUUUUCAAUAAGAAUGAGAGCCUCCAACAAAGUCCUCUGUUCAUUGUAGCCGAAUCUUAUGGAGGGAAAUUUGCUGUUACUCUUGGACUGUCAGUUGUAAAAGCCAUUGACGCUGGAGAAUUGAAGCUUAAACUUGGAGGUGUUGCUUUGGGAGAUAGUUGGAUCUCUCCUGAAGAUUUUGUGUUUUCUUGGGGACCUCUUCUCAAAGAUCUCUCACGACUAGACAACAAUGGUUUGGAAAAGAGUAACAGCAUGGCUCAGCAGAUUAAACAGCAACUUGAGAAUGGAAGCUACGAAGAUGCAACAAAUACUUGGAGUCAGCUUGAGGAUAUGAUUAGCACCAGCAGUAACAAUGUGGACUUCUACAAUUUUCUAUUGGAUUCUGCAAACGACCCUCUUUCCACAGCAGUUUCAUCGUUAUCAACAGCAGUAGCAAUGAAGAGGUACUCAACAUAUCUCGCCUCCAAGAGGAUUUCCGCCGGUGGUGUUGGAGACAUUGAUAGCUUCAUGAAUGGAAUCAUUAAGGAGAAGUUGAAGAUUAUUCCUGAUAGCGUAAAGUGGGGAACACAGUCUGGGCUUGUUUUCUCAACUCUUGCAGGUGAUUUCAUGAAACCAAGGAUAAAUGAGGUUGCUGAGCUUUUAGCUAAAGGGGUCAAUGUGACAGUGUACAAUGGACAAGUUGAUCUCAUUUGUGCCACCAAGGGGACUGAAUCAUGGGUAGAGAAACUCAAAUGGGAAGGGCUCCAAGGCUUCUUGAGCUUAGACAGAACUCCCCUAUAUUGUGGGAAUGACCAGAUAACUACAAAAGGGUUCACCAAGUCAUACAAGAAUCUACAUUUUUAUUGGAUUCUUUUGGCUGGCCACUUUGUACCGGUUGAACAGCCAUGCGUUGCACUGAAAAUGGCGGGUGACAUCACACAUUCUCCCAUUGCUUCUGCGUAAUAAGAAGUAAAACCAACAU